Molecule: messenger RNA, 1335 nt
Organism: Pocillopora verrucosa
Lineage: Eukaryota; Metazoa; Cnidaria; Anthozoa; Scleractinia; Pocilloporidae
Product: transmembrane protein 145-like
Biological process (GO): response to pheromone; G protein-coupled receptor signaling pathway
Source: RefSeq, a predicted model, not a curated record
AUGCGACAAUCUACCUUCCCAUGCAUUCUCUUGUUCUUGAUGUUAUGCUGUACAUCUGGCAAAUAUUUAUCUGGAAAUAUCAAAAAUGGACAAAGUUGGGUGUUCGUCUCUGAAUUUUCCUUCGUUGAUGAUCAAGGAAAGCUGGAAUACAAAGUGGAAUAUUCUGUAACAGGAGAAUGUUGUCCGAGUUUGGCGUAUUAUUCUCACGACUCGUAUAAAACCGUUUCAACCAAUAAUGACAUGGACUGCCAAUCUAAGCUUUCUCGUGCUCAGGGAAUUGUUAAAUUUCAAAGUACACCGACGAACGGCAGUUCAAACAUCUCAGGAAAUUAUUCAUCACAAUGCUUCCAUAUCAUCGACAAAAAUCUUCAGAAAUGCUCGGGUAUUCUUCGUGUUUAUUCACCAGACCAAUGGUGGUUCUUUGCACUAAGUCACUGUAAUAGUUCACAGGGAUUGGACAUUUCUUAUGAAUUUACUUUUACAAACAGUGACAACUGGGAGGAACAUUUAUCAGGUGAAGAAAUGCAUGGCGUUGAGAAUCUAGCAGUGUCAUUUGGAUCCAUACUUGUUUUAUUUGGGAUUGGUUUACUCUUUGCACGAAGGCUUCUUCAAGUGGGCAAACUACACAAGGCCUUCAAAGUGUUCAUGGCAUCAUUAAGCUGUGAAGUAAUCGCUCAGCUUCUUAUUUGUAUAUACUACAUACCUUAUGUCCGAGGUGGAAUACAAAUUCCCUAUUUAACAAAUGCUGCAGAGCUACUCCAUCUUACAAGCCAAGUCACUUUUAUUCUGCUACUAAUUUUGUUGGCACAUGGGUGGACGAUGACCAAAGCCCGCAUCAGCAGAGAUCUUGCUAAGUUUUGUUCGCUGCUCGCCUUUACCUACGGAUGUCUGUUCGCGUACAAACAGGCAUUUUCCGACCAUCUGAUUGCCCAUUUUUUUCUCGAAGGUCUUGCAGAUAAAGGGUAUCAAUUUCUACGGAUAAUUGCUUGGGUUUGUUUUGCAUUUGGGCUAUAUUUGUCCUUCCGAAAUCAUUCUGAUAAGAAAAUAUUCUACCUUUAUUUUGGAGCUCUCUGUUCCGUGUGGUUUUUGUUUGAACCAUUAUCUACCUUAGCAUUCUCUUUCCUUCUCAGCGGGCCAAGUUCAAUGAAAAUAAUGCGACUUUUUCGCUCAACUUGGCUUGAUAUACUGGGGUUUGGCGGAAUUUUGCGUCUUAUGCUACCAAGUAUGGUUGAUGUGGUUUUCCCUCAUCGUGUUCCUGUAAACGAAGUUGAUACUGUACAAGUUCAAGAUUGGAACAAUUUUCAGCGAACAGAGCACUUAAAUUAUCAUUUCUAA